AUGGGUAUCCCGCACCUAACACACUCGCUAUCACCUUAUGGCGAUAAAGUGGUACUGCCGCAAAAUCCUGCCAACCACGAAAAUGCGAUCAUCGAUGGCCCGAGUCUGGCAUACCAUGUCUUCUAUGUGUGUAUAGCACGGAGGACUGGUACCCGAAACGCCUUGGAAGCAGCCCCGGCAUAUCAAGAACUAGGUCAAGCUGCCGUAGACUGGCUCGAACAAAUUGAACAAUACGGACUGAAGAUCAAAGCUGUGUUUUUCGAUGGGUUGUUGCCAUUGUCCAAGCAGAACACCAGAUUGUCUAGGUUACAAAGCUAUGCAAACCAGCUUGUAACUUUCAAAGCCUUGAACAAGGAUGACUUGCCUUCUCGCAUGGAGAAUACAUCGGCAUCGAAGACCGACGUCUUGAGUGCGGUCAUUUCAUCCAACCGACUCAAAGCUCUCCCCGCUCCCCCAUUUUUGGUUCCUGCUGUCAUCGAGAUGCUCCUCGAGAGCCGGUACAGUUCUCUCGUUGCAGUGAUACCUGGCGAGGCAGAUGCAUAUUGCGCAGAGGCUGCCAGACAACAUGGUGGUGUCAUUUUCACCAGCGACUCCGACCUUCUGGUGCACGAUCUGGGGAAGUCCGGAAAGGUAAUACUGUUCCGCGACCUUGACACUAUUCACCUUCCAAGCAGAGGCAAAUGCCUCAAAACUCAGGAGUACCAUCCUGCUGGCAUUGCAAAGAGAUUUGAGCUUCCGAACUUGGUUAAAUUGGCGUUCUUCAUGUCCCAAGAUCACCACAAAAGUCUCACCGAGAAUAUCCGACUUGCAGGGAAGGACACCCCGAUGUCUGCUGGUUUCGCUGAGUUUGCUGAAGAAUAUGGCUCUUUGCCGAAGUUGUCUAGAUUGGCAAUGGUAGAGACUAUCGACAAACCCAACGUAUCAAAGAUACUUGCUCGAUUGGAUCCCAGGAUAUCCGAAAUCGUCCAUCUGGUUCGUGUGAAGGAGAAUCAAGAAGCGCCUUCAGAUCUCCAAGAUUCUGACAAUCUCAACAUGUAUCUCCCGUACCUUAUCGACGAUCCGACAAGGACAUCAGCUUGGCGAUCUGGAGUCUCCAUCCGUGCUCAAGCAUACUCACUAUUGCGUCUGCUCAACUCAAGCAUCACGCAAGUCACUGAGUUUGAGCGCAAGGGCACACGAGUAGCGGGAACAACUGUAGAACUCGAUUCGACAUCCAGUGCUGUUGCGAUGCUAGAAGACUGCGUCAAGUCUUUGAAGGACGACCUUGGGCAGCAUUCGUCGCUGUCCAAAGCAGCGAGAUGGCGUGCUGUGGCUACCAGACACGUCUGCCAAUCAAACCUUGACAAUGAGAAACCUCCUCCACUCAGCAGUGAUAUCAACAGACUCGUCACAGGCUCGCGAGAAGGGGUGCUAUCUUGGUCGUUCAUUCAUGCAAGCGCCCAGAUGCAGGCAUCUCUAUACUCACUACGAAUGCUCUCCCAAAUCUCGACCGUUGUACAAAGCUUCCUUGAAGGAGCCGACAACGCGAUUCUUACGCCAUUGCAGACUCUCGUCAACCUGCUGAAUGACUUGCCCAGUCUGCGCGAGCUGCUCGACGAGAAGACAUCUAGAGACAACAGCGAAAUAGAAGCCGCAAGAGCGGCAGUCUUGAGCACGCUGCAGAGUCUAGGGAUAACUCAGGACGCUGAGCCCUUAAGCAAAAAGAAAAAGAAAAGAAAGAAGAAGGGCGAGCACACAGGUGAACGGACACCGCCUGGUGUGGCAUGGAGAAACAACAAUAUGUUCAGCAAUCUUUCAUAG
Messenger RNA from Aureobasidium pullulans EXF-150, 1800 nucleotides. RefSeq lists its product as uncharacterized. The record is from RefSeq and is a predicted model, not a curated record. Lineage: Eukaryota; Fungi; Ascomycota; Dothideomycetes; Dothideales; Saccotheciaceae. The coding region runs from base 1 to 1800 and encodes 599 amino acids. The transcript is spliced from 2 exons.